This is a messenger RNA of Eleginops maclovinus (Patagonian blennie), 4654 nucleotides long. It is a transcript of the gene nek1, whose product is annotated as NIMA-related kinase 1. The transcript is spliced from 35 exons. NCBI's taxonomy places the organism in Eukaryota, Metazoa, Chordata, Actinopteri, Perciformes, Eleginopidae. The coding region runs from base 94 to 4077 and encodes 1327 amino acids. Gene Ontology annotation, biological process: protein phosphorylation. Gene Ontology annotation, molecular function: ATP binding; protein kinase activity. The record is from RefSeq and is a predicted model, not a curated record.
CGAGAGCGCUAGGGCAGCAGUAGCAGGUUAGCAGAGACGGCGGCAGAGAAACAGACUAAUGACCCAGCAUGAGGAGCCAGCUCUUGCACUAAAAUGGAAAAGUAUGAAAAGGUGAAAAAGAUUGGGGAAGGUUCGUUUGGAAAGGCGAUCCUCGUGAAAUCCAAAGAGGAUGGACACCAAUAUGUCAUCAAAGAGAUUGGCAUAUCUGCAAUGUCCAGUAAAGAGAGGCAGGAAUCUCGUAAAGAGGUGGCUGUCCUCGCCAACAUGAGCCAUCCCAACAUCGUGCAGUACAAGGAGUCUUUUGAAGAGGGCGGCUGCCUGUAUAUCGUGAUGGAUUACUGUGAGGGGGGGGACCUCUUCAAGAAGAUCAACUCUCAGAAAGGAGUUCGGUUCUCAGAGGAGCAAAUCCUGGACUGGUUCGUGCAGAUUUGCCUGGCACUGAAGCACGUGCACGACAGAAAGAUCCUCCACAGGGACAUCAAAUCACAGAACAUAUUCCUGACUAAAGACGGGACCGUACAGCUCGGAGACUUUGGGAUUGCACGGGUGCUGAACAGCACUGUGGAGCUGGCGAGGACAUGUAUAGGCACGCCGUAUUACCUGUCACCUGAGAUCUGCGAGAACAAACCGUACAACAACAAGAGUGAUAUUUGGGCCCUUGGGUGUGUCCUGUAUGAAAUGUGCACCCUAAAGCAUGCAUUUGAAGCGGGCAACAUGAAGAACCUGGUGCUGAAGAUCAUCCGGGGCUCCUACCCCCCCGUCUCCGUGCAUUACUCCCAGGACCUGCGCUCGCUGCUGGGCCUGCUGUUCAGACGCAGCCCCCGAGAGAGACCCUCCGUCAGCUGCGUCCUGGAGAGACCCUUCCUCUGCUGCAGGAUCCAGAGGCUGCUCUCUCCACAGAUCAUCGCUCAGGAAUUUCGCCAUCAUUUUCUUCACAAGCAGCCUAAAGUGGAUGUGGGGGUGCCGGGACCACCAGCCAAGCGUCCGACCCCCGGCCCCCUCCCGAUCGCCCCCUCCCAGAAGAUCACGAAGCCAGCCUGUAAAUACGGAGUGCCUUUAAGGAAGGAUGCCGCCAAGAGACCGGCUGACAGGAAACCGGCUGUGAGACACACACCGGCCCCUCACCCUGCAGCCCCACACAGAAGAGUGAGUCAAGUGGAGGAAGAGAGGAAGAAACAUGAGGACGGCAUGAGGAAGAGGAGGAUGGAGCUGAUCGAGAAGGAGAGGAAACAGAGGGAGCAGAUGUUCCUGUUCAAAGCAGAGCAGAUGAAGAGAUAUGAGAAGGAAAAGAUCAGUCGGAUAAACCAGGCCAGAGAACAGGGCUGGAGACACGUGCUGAGCUCCAGUGGAGGCAGCAGCCCCGAGAGGAAGUGUUUUGCAGGGGGGGGGCAGCGGGCCGUCCCGGGCUCAGCUCAGGGUCCGGCUCCAGCUUACGCUCCCAGUAAGACUCCCUAUGAACACUACCACGCCGCUCUGGACCAGAUGUCCAAACCCCAGCAGCGGGGAGUCGGCCAAGAUGGAGCAUCACCAGCCCCAGGCAACCCGGCACGGGUCCCGGCUGCUGCAGGCCCGGUCCUGAACCCGGACGCCAUCAAGAGGGAGCUGCAGCGGCUGCAGCAAGGCUCCAAAGCUGCUCACGUCAGCAGGCCCCGGGGUCACAUGGCUACGGGACGGGCCUAUCAGGUGGAGGAGUUUCUGCAGAGGAAGAGAGAAGCCAUGCUCAACAAGGUCCGUGCGGAGGGACAGCUGGAGUAUCUGUCCAGACUGAGGCAGAUCCGCCUGCAGAACUUCAACGAGCGUCAGCAGAUCAAAGCCCGGCUCCGAGGAGAGAAGUACGACAGCGACGGGUCCGACAGCCAGGAGUCAAGCGAGGAGGCCGAGCUCCGGAGGAAGAAGAUCGAAGCGCUGAAGGCUCAAGCUAACACCCGAGCUGCUGUACUGAGAGAGCAGCUGGAGAAGAAGAGGAUGGAAGCGCUGGAGAGGGAGAAGAGAGCCUGGGAGGAGCACCUUGCAGCUCGGGGGGUGAAGGCUGGCGCCGCGGGAAACGUAGCAUCGGCGACGGCUGCUUCCUCUGACGCUGCGCAGCCCUCUCAGCCAGACGCUGCUGCUACAGCUAUCUCCAUGACGGCCGCCCUGAAGAACGUCGGAGCAGUUACUCCACUGAAAGAGAAGCCAGCUCAGCCGGAGACUGCUGCGGUCAUCCAGAGUGAGAAGAAGCAGAUCCUGCGCCGACUCAACCAGAACCUGAAGGCCCAGAGUCCGGUGGACGAGGUGGAGGAGUUGGUCCCCCCCCCUGCAGAACCAGGCCCUGCCGCCCCCCCACAGAACCAGCCCGACGCUGCUAACGGAGAGCGCAGGAAGUGGGAAGCUGCAGAACUGCCGGAACUUCCUGUGGCUCAGCUGAGCUUGGGGGAAACCUGCUCCACAGCCAGCACCUGUGCCAAGCGUCCGUCCUCUGUGUCUCCUGCAGAGCGUCCGUCCUCCGGGGCCGACAGGAAGAAGUGGGAGGCUGGAGUCCCUCUGGUUCUGUCUGAGGCCCAGAACACUCUGGAGGAGAGCUGCAUCAGAACCAUCGAGCAAACGGUGGGUGAGGUGAUUCAGAUCUGUGGGCUGCAGGAGGACGGGGUGAGGAAGGUGUGGAGGGCCACUCCGGACUCCCAGGUCCUGAGGGUCCUUCAGGAGCUGCAGCCCCUCACCCAGCAGCUGGGGGACAGCUCCCUCUGUGAGGAGACGUCCAGCAGCCCUGAGAAGCCUCACCUGUCAGUGGAGAUCGUGAGGACGCCUAAAGAGGAGGUGUUGUCUCUAAAGGAGGAAGUGUUUGCCGUUGAGACAGCGCCUCCUGCUGGGGUUCAGGGUGCAGCCCCCACAGAGCCCUCCCACAGAGAACAGCCUGCAGCAGACCGACAGACAAUGCCACCAAGCCUCUCUGAGAUCCAGGAUCCAGCAUACAUAGAGUCGAUGGUUUUGGAGGAGACGCCUACACCCUCCCCUGCUCCCCGGGCUGAUGUGCAGCAGGCCUGGCAGCAGGAAGCCCAGCAGCCGCCCCUGCCACCAGAGGGCGUGAUGAGACCAGCAGGGGAGGCAGAGAGGAGGUCAGAGAAACCAGCAGAGUCUCCAGCUUCAGCAGUAGUGGAGGAGCCCCUGUUUGUGAAGCUGGUCUCCCCGGCCCACCGCCGCACCGCCGCCCUGCUGUCGGCUCAGUCCUCCUUCGAUGAGUCGUCCUCCUCCCGCUCCCGCUCCGUCUCUCCUCUGCGAUCCAAGCAGCACCAGGCCCUCCUGAUCGGCCUCUCCACCGGCAUGUUCGAUGCCAACAACCCCAAGAUGCUGAGGACCUGUUCCCUCCCGGACCUGAGCCGGGUCUUCAGUCCUCAGCAGGACUCUGCAGGAGCUAACAAUGCUAACGAUGCUAACGCCGCUCCGGAUAAUCGUCUGGAGAUCGAAGACCUGGAGGAGGCGGCGAAGGAUGAGGAGCAGUCAGAGAUGGAGGACGCGUAUGAGGAUGAAGACCUGCGGGACAUCCGGGCCUCGAUGGAGCGCCUCCUGCAGGAGGAGGAGGAGGGGGGGUCUGGAGACUUCAACGGCAACCCUCCAGGGGGAGAGGAGCUGUUCAACAGGAUAUCAGCCGAGAUUCAGCAGGACAGCAGGAUGGCUGUGGAUGAUGAUGAGGAAGAGGAGGAGGAAGAGGAAGAGGAGGAUGAUGUCUCUAACGGGAGUCCUGAAGAAGCAGGGGAGCCGCUCACUAACGGGGCGGAAGAGAACCUGAGUAACAGCGAGCUAAACGAGGAGUGGCAAUCAGACGGCAGUGGGGAGGAGGGGGGGGGCGAGGCAUCUCACAGCGACAGCAUCUUCAGUCGUCUGGAGGAGCUGCGCUUCAGGCUGGAGCAGCAGAUGGGCUUCGAGAAGUUCAUCGAGGCCUACAACAAGAUCAAGGCGAUCCAUGAGGACGAGGAUGAGAACAUGGCUCUGGGCUCCAGCCUGGUGUUCAGCACUCUGGGGACGGAGCACCAGCACCUCUACCCCAACAUCCUGCACCUGGUGAUGGCCGACGGAGCCUACCAGGAAGACAAUGAUGAGUGAUGUUAGCUGCAGCGGCGCCGCCGGCAGCUACGACAAUCUGCCGGCUUUCUGAAGUCUUCCCAUGAUGCACCUCUGUCAGGAGGACCUAUGCAUGCUGUGUCGCAGCCGCACAUCGGACAGUGUUUCAGGCACACUUGCAUGAUGAGAAACUCCGGGCUGCACCCCGACACCAGACACAACUUUCUAACCAGUGUUCAAGAAGUGCUUUAGCAGAAACUUGUGGCCGAUUACCAAAGUCUAAACUCUUCCGCUGUGUUCCUCUUCUGAAGAUCUCUCAGGUCGCUUUUUUAAUUUCCACUCAUCGUCUCAGAACCAGUUCAACCUCCUUUUCUUACUCUUUUCACAAAACAAAAACUCAAUAAUUCCUGAAAAUGUUUUCCACAUUUCUUACUGUUUUACUGUGUGAUGGGGGGGGGGGGGCAGUUAUUAACUUUAUGAUUAUUACUUAACUAUUGUUCAUCUUUAUACUAAAUAAAGACUUUUUUUAAGAACUGGAGGAGUUUUUUUCCCACCGCACUUCCUCUUCUAUUAUUACCAAUGUCUGGAGGCUUAAUGCACUGAAUAAAUAAAAUCUAUC